Polistes dominula (European paper wasp) is the source of this 633-nucleotide messenger RNA. RefSeq lists its product as uncharacterized. Lineage: Eukaryota; Metazoa; Arthropoda; Insecta; Hymenoptera; Vespidae. The record is from RefSeq and is a predicted model, not a curated record.
AUGGGUCAAGUAAUGGGUGAAAUGCCGUCCACGUUGGAUGGAUUAAAGGAAGAACGCGAUCGCGUACUUCAUUGGAGCGGAGAAAUCCUUGCUAAAGUAAGUGAUAACAUCCAAAACGAAGAUACGUUUUUAAUGGAUUACACCGAUGAAAAAGUUGAUGAGAAAGUAAAAGGAUGGUUCGAUGCUAACAUGGGAAAAAUUAACGAAACUUGGUCAAAAAUACCAAACAUUAAUGAAGAUUGCAAAAAUAGUAUCUUAGAUAAAAUUGAAAAGCUAAAACAAGAAUUUUCAUCUAAAGUAAGAAAAGAAUACGAAUCGGCUUAUUCCGAUAUUAAAAAAUUUACGAAAAAAGUUGACAAAUUUGGCAGCGAGGAAAGAAAAAUUCAUGAAUCCAUACAGAACGUAGAAAACGAGAGUGGGGGUGAUGUUGGUAAAUUUCAAAAAAAAUUUGGCCCAUUGAGAGUGAAAGUAUUUAAAAAUUUGGAAAUUGGAGAAAAAUUUAUGUUCGAGGAUAAACGUUUGAAAGAUAGUUUUACGAAAAGGGUUUUUGACGUAGAUCAAAAAUUAAAGGCAGAAUGUGCAAAGAAAUUUGACAAAUUUGUCAAGGAAGCUGAAAAAUGUGGUGCCAAAUAA